AUGACUAGACAGGAUGUAAGUUUAAACAUUUUGGAAAAUGAGGUAAAUAGAGAUGGUAAAGCGGAAUUAAAUAACAAUGAAAGUCAAAAAAUAGAUAAGGGAGAAUUUUCAGGUUUUUCAGUUUUUCCUAUUACAACAAGGGUUCAUUCUCUACUUAGAAAUAAUGAUCAGUAUAUAUUUUUAAGGCAUAUAAUAAAAUUAGUGAGCUUGGAUAAUCUUUUAAAAAGUGGUCCAAAUAGGAUAAAUAUUGGCACAAAAAUAAGACAGCUAAUUGGAAAAUUCAUAAGUCAUCCUAUAGUAAGAGUAUGGUUUGCUCUUUUAACUUUGGUUGUAAUGAUUUUAAAUGAGAUUAGGCUGUUAUUUACUGAGUCAUAUACUGAUGAGGCCUUUAAAGGUAUCUUUGGUUUCAUUAUAGGUAAUAGGAUAAUUGAGAUUAUACUGUAUAUUAUCGCCAUGGAUGGAUAUUUAUACGUAUAUUUUAUAUUUGAUCUGUUCUCUUUGGCAUUAUUACUAGUUAACUUAAGUUAUUGUUUUUUAUCAUCUUUUACACCCGUUGAUGUACUUAAUAAUAACAUUGAUAAUUAUUACAUAUUUUCUCAAAUUAGAAAUUUUGGACCAAAUGCACAAAUUUCUCUUAUCACUUCUAUAACUCAAGCUUUUAGAUUUAUUUUAUUAUUUGAAGGUGAUAAUAUAUAUAACUUUAUUACAAACUAUAAUUCAUAUAAGGGAAUUAUCAUUGCACAAGAUUCUAAUAAUGCAUAUGAAAGAAAAUCUUAUUUUAUGUGUAAUUACAAUGAGAUGAAUAAUGGUUUAGUAGAUAAUUUAGAACAUGUGACAAAUAAAAAUAACUGUAAUCGAGGAAAUUUUAAGUUAUCAAAGAUUAUAGAGAAAAAAAUUGCGUUAUUUGCAUUAUUUGCAGUGAUAGUAUAUCCACUAUUUGUACCUGCAGUUUGGAUUUCUAUAAAUACAGCAGCAUUUUCUGGAGUUCAAGAUUUGGGCCAAUGGUCUAAUCUUAGAAAUCAAAAUCCAGGCGAUGAGACAUGGCCAAAUGCAUAUAUGAUUAGUCUUGCAUACUAUACAUAUAGAAAUAGUAUUGGUACCCCAUCUAAAUGGAUGAAAUUAGUUGCUAUUCAGGCACCAUUUCCAUUAAAUAACAAUCCUACAUGUCAUGGAUGCCCAAAAUCAAGUUUAGAGGUAAUAACGAAUGCUAUUUCUAUUAUAACAAGCUCUGAUAUACCCUCUUGGUUUAUUCAAAUAUUGUCCCUACCAACAAUAUCUCAAGGUAUAUCACUCAUACCAUUGGAAAAUUUCAAGAGUAUUAGAAAUUUCGCAUUAAGACAAUAUCAAAUGCAAAUAUGCAUGAGAACUGGACUAAAUGCUAUUGUAAGCCCAGAACUGAAAUGUCCGGAAGAUUUGAUUGCAAAUAUUACUGCUGUUUUUGAUAUAACAAAUAUGAUUCAAAUGGGGGCUGGACUAACUUUAGGAGUUGUCUUUAUCAGUUUUUUUGCAUUUUUGAUCUUUACUAUUGUUAUACAAAAAGUACUUGAUACGCAAGUCUAUAGCAUAGUGAACAAAAUUAACAGAACAUUAAUGGCUAUAUCAAAUAAUCCCCUUCUUGCUAUGAAUAUUUCAAGUAUGAAUAAAUUUUAUUAUGAAGAUAAUCAUUUAUAUAAUAAAAUGACUAACAAAACUACUAAAAUACAAUUAAACAAACAAUUCAAGAAAUUUGGUUCAAAGAAAAAUGAAGAUAUAGAUAAAUUUUCAACCAAUAUACUAGAGAAUACAUUUACUAAAUUGGGAACUCUUUUAGCUGUAGGAUUAGGAUCUGCUGGGGCAAAUAUAAUAGCUCAAAAUUUAAAAGAUGAUAGAGUUAAUAUCAAAAUUCCUGGGAAGGAAAUUACGGCUAUUUAUGGAUUUUGUGAUAUUAGAAAUUUUACAGAUGCAACAGAGGUUCUUGGAGAAAAAGUAAUGCCAUUUGUUAAUCAAGUAGCUGAAGUAGUCCAUGGAAUUGUUCAUGAAUUUGGAGGGGCAGCAAAUAAAAAUGUUGGUGAUGCAUUUUUAUUUGUUUGGAAGUCAGAGUCCAAAUGGGUUGAUAUGAAAAACUUACAGGCUGAUAUGGCAGUCAUGUCAUUUAUACAAGUAAUCAUUGAGAUUGCAACAUGUAAGAAAUUUAUUAAAUAUUCGUCAAAUAGAUUACUUCAAGAACGUCUACCAAAUUAUAAGGUCACAUUGGGGUUUGGACUGCACUUUGGGUGGGCUAUUGAAGGUGCUAUUGGAUCUGAGCUUAAAAUUGAUGCAUCAUAUUUAUCACCAAAUGUUAACUUGGCCUCAAGACUUGAGGAAGCAACUAAACAUUAUAAAGUACAUUUAUUAUUUUCUCAGCAAGUAUUUGAACAGUUAUCUAUUUCAAUGAAAUGCUACUGUCGUCUUGUAGAUUGUGUAACUCUUAAAGGAAGCAUUACUCCAUUGUAUCUUUAUACGAUAGAUAUUGAUACAGAUCUAUAUACAGAUAUUAGUUCAGAUAACAAUUUCGAAAAUAUAGAAGAUAAUGAUGAAAGUAUAUUUGAAAGAACAAGAAGACAUGAAAUGAUGCAGCAAGCAGAUUUUAGAAUUCACAGCUUAUUUCAUACAAGUGUUAUAUUAAAACAAAUGAGAGCUCACCUUUUUGAAGAUUUUCAGCAAAUAUAUGAAAAAGGGAUUCAAUAUUAUUUAUCAGGAGAAUGGGAUAAAUCAAGAGAAAUAUUGCAAUAUCUCGAUAAUGAAUGUAUGAAAAGGUGGAAUAAACCUGAUGGUCCUACUCAAACCAUCUUAAAAUAUAUGGAAUCUUAUCAGUAUAUUGCACCAUGUGAUUGGAAAGGUUUCCGAAAGUGGGAUGAGAAAUAA
Cryptosporidium muris RN66 is the source of this 2883-nucleotide messenger RNA. Its product is annotated as adenylate cyclase, putative. The record is from RefSeq and is a predicted model, not a curated record. The coding region runs from base 1 to 2883 and encodes 960 amino acids. The transcript has a single exon. Gene Ontology annotation, biological process: intracellular signal transduction; cyclic nucleotide biosynthetic process. NCBI's taxonomy places the organism in Eukaryota, Apicomplexa, Conoidasida, Eucoccidiorida, Cryptosporidiidae.